Salmo salar (Atlantic salmon) is the source of this 1849-nucleotide messenger RNA. The record is from RefSeq and is a predicted model, not a curated record. Lineage: Eukaryota; Metazoa; Chordata; Actinopteri; Salmoniformes; Salmonidae.
GGAACUCGCGGGACAGAUGAAUGCACACUGAAGGAGCACGAAUAGCACUGCUCGUCCUGUUUUAGGUUUCGUAGAUGUUUGACUCGACCUGCUUUGUAUUAUACCGACGAUGGACCGCAAACGGAGCAAGGCACAGGCCGAGGCUAUGGCUGCAGAUCUCAGUGACGUCACUUCAAUGAAUCUGCUUGGCGUCGCCGAUGUAAAUCAGUGGAUAGAACUUGUGAAAGAUUACUCGGUGGCUGGAGAUCACACACAUGUCCUCUCUGAAUCUGAAGAUGGUGACGGUGAUGACGAUUAUGACAUGGAUCACUCAGUUAUCACAGAUGAAGUUGAGAUGAUUAUGAUUAGAGUGCGCAACGCGAUGGAACCGGGUUAUGACAAGGAGAUGGACAAAAUCCGUCAAUUUGAUUGCAAAUGCGGAGAGGGGCGGAAGGAAGACAACGAAGGAUCGUGCACAAAAAAGUUGUACCCAGACCGCAUCUACAAAUACAGGCGUAAUAUGGCAUCCUUAACACAGAGGUUGAGAGACAUUGCCAUUCUCGGAGUAUUAAAUACCAUCGCACCUAUACUUACCGUAGGUGCGAAGCCCCAGUGUUCCAAGACAGGUGAGCAGACUCAACGGAACCCCCAAACACUUCCAUACCUGGUUGGAGGUGUUCCAGUCUGCGAGGAAUCAUUUCUAUUCAUAUAUGGCAUCAGCAGAGAGCGUCUAAUAUUCCUCCACCGAUCCUACCAGGAGAACGGUACAAAGCCACCCACCUCACCAACUACCACUGGUCGUCCACAUAAUCCUGUAGCCCCUGCGGCUGCCACUGUCCGGCCACGCAAGCCCCGUGCUACUGCGAAGAAGAAAUAGCAAGUCUUGACCAGCAAAUGCAUAUGUAUGUUUUAUAGACCAUGGAGUUUAGCAGCUGUUAUUCCAUUGCCAAGGACAUUACAUGCACAUGUCCUGGACUUAAGGAAAUGACAGGAUGCAAAAUGCUUUCAGUAUUUAAGAGAAUAAAUGUCGACAUGACACCAUACAGUGCAUUCAGAAAGUAUUCAGACCCCUUGACUUUCCCACAUUGUUACAUUACUACCUUAUUCUAAAUUUGACUAAAUAAAACAAUUCCUCAAUCUACACAGUAUACAAUAAUGAAAAAGCAAAAACAGGUUUAUAAAACAGGCAAAUGUAUAAAACAUUUUUAAAUACAUUUUAGAAUAAGGCUGUAAUGUGGGCAAUGGGUCUGAAUGGACUGUAAAGACGGGGUCUUCUGAUUUUAGUGUAUUUUUUAGUAAGUAGUCAAAAUAUUUUAAUCUACAUAUGUUUUUAUCCCCAAUAUUUGUCCUGUAUACUGCCUUGUACUGGAUGGUCUGAUAUUGGCAGUUCUGUCACUAAUUCGCUAGUUCUUAAAUGACUGCUUCCAUGCAGUUACGCUGCAUUGAUUGUAUUGACACACUAAUGUGAAGUCACCACACUUAAGUUGCUGUAGCCUAGUUUUACUGUAGCCUAGGCCUAUGAAGCACUGUUGGCCAACUGGUAAAAUAUUGAGGUUAUUACAACCUAGUGAAAAUUACAUUUUAGCCUACAGUCUGGUUUACAGUUGGUCUGUAGACAGUUGUCGCAGUGACAAACAUUCUGUUGUCCAACACAACUUGUUAUGAAAAAGUAAAAACACAUGACGGGCUGCAUGACAUCAACAGCAUGGUGGUCCAAAUGGCAGAACUGCUGUAUUUUAACCCCAAUAAACCCAGAUUUAAUUUACUAUAUUAUUGUCUACAUUAGACAUAUCAUUAGACCAAGUAUUCAGACCACACAUUUUUCAGCAUUUUAUGGUACAGCCUUAUUUGAAAAAUGAUUUUUUUUUAA